CUCGUCAGCCCUGACUUCACUUGUGACUUCCACACACACACACACACACACAGUUAGCAGCAGCACCACGCUACAACCAACUCAUCCAACAAUAUCCACACUCCACAGCCAUGGCAGAUCCAAGAGUAAGACAAAUAAAGAUCAAGACUGGCAUCGUGAAAAGGCUUGCCAAAGAGGAGCUUUCGUACGAAAACGAGGCAAAGCAGCAGGAGGAGACGGUUGAGCGCAUGAAAGCGCAGGACGGCGAGGAUUAUAACAUUAAGAAACAGUUGGAGAUUUUGCAGGAGUCCAGAAUGAUGAUCCGGGACUGCCACCGCCGCCUGGCCGUGGCACACGCAGAUCUGAUGCAGUUAUUAGAAACAGAAGAGGAUUUGAACGAAGCAGAGGAGUACAAAGAGGCCAGAAACAUAUUGGACUCAGUGAAGCUUGAAGGAUGAUUCCUGCUCUCUUUCUGUUCUCACUGUGAGAUUUCAACUCGCUUUUAAAUGUUCAUUCCUUUCGUCGGGGCCUCGUCUGCAGCAGCGCAGCUAACCUGAAUCCGUUCUCUUUUUCUUGAUGUAAUUAUUUCUACUGUUUGCUGUUAUCAUGUCGCCACAUCUGAUCAAUCCACCGCUGUGUGUAAAAUCCCCAAAGAACACAUGAAAACAUCUAGCUCAGUAUUUUUCUCUUCAGGUUUUACCAGUCUUACUAACACACUGUCUUCAUAGAAAUGAUUAAACAUGCACAUGCUUA
Labrus mixtus (cuckoo wrasse) is the source of this 732-nucleotide messenger RNA. It is a transcript of the gene tbca, whose product is annotated as tubulin cofactor a. The transcript has 4 exons. The record is from RefSeq and is a predicted model, not a curated record. Gene Ontology annotation, molecular function: beta-tubulin binding. NCBI's taxonomy places the organism in Eukaryota, Metazoa, Chordata, Actinopteri, Labriformes, Labridae. Gene Ontology annotation, cellular component: microtubule cytoskeleton; cytosol. Gene Ontology annotation, biological process: tubulin complex assembly; post-chaperonin tubulin folding pathway. Bases 111 to 437 code for a protein of 108 amino acids.